AUGGGUAACGAAAAUUCACAUUUAGAUGAAGGAUAUGACACUGAUAAAUUUAUCAAACCUAGAAAUGUAACAUGGGAUCAAUUAAAGGGAAUGGUAGAAGAGCUUAAUGAUAAAUGCCAAUUUAUUGUUGAUUCAAAUAAAAAUUAUCUAUUAUUUUAUAUUCAAAAAGGGCAUAGAAAUUGUAUAUUAUGGAAGUUUACAACAAAAAUUUUAGUUUUGAAAAUAAAUCUAUUAACUCUUAAACCAAACUCACAUCGAAUAAUAUCAUUUCGACAAUUUGUUCGUAUCUACAAUAGUAUUAUGUUUACAGUUGAUGUUUCUGGAAAAUCUAUGACUCAAGAUGCUUGUAUUUCAGCAUACAUGAAGGAUUGUAUGUGGCGUUCUGAAAUAGGUGGUGGGACAACAAAUGAAGAUGGUGAAUGUUUAAUAUGUUUUGAUAGAUUUCCAGAUGUUAUAUUACCUUGUUCACAUGCAUUUUGUGAAAUUUGUGUUGAAAAAAUUAAAGAAACAGACAAAAAUUAUUGUCCUCUUUGCAGAGAGGAACUUAAAAAGGAUGGUAAUGAAGAUUUAUGGAGCAUACCCGAUUUACCAGAAGAUUCAGAAAUUGAAAAUUACAUGCUUUCUAUUGUUGAUAGUCACGAUAAAAUUGAUUGA
Messenger RNA from Strongyloides ratti, 654 nucleotides. RefSeq names its product RING finger protein 141. The coding region runs from base 1 to 654 and encodes 217 amino acids. The transcript is spliced from 2 exons. Lineage: Eukaryota; Metazoa; Nematoda; Chromadorea; Rhabditida; Strongyloididae. The record is from RefSeq and is a predicted model, not a curated record.